GACUGACCAGGGGUGCCUUGCGCUGACGAGGAAUAACAAUCUCCAGACUGCCGGCGGCAACCGCCGACGAAAGUGGUGGAUGCAGUCUUGCAGUCGGCGCUUCUGGCACCCCAUCCCAACGAGGCACCGACGUGCUCUUCUGCAGUGGUACCAGUCUCAAGAAGGCAUCGGCGUGCACUUCUGGCACAAGUCUCAACAAGGUACUGUCGCGCUCUUGUGGCACCAGUCUCAAGAAGGCAUCGAGCUCUCUCGACAACGCGAUGGAAGCGCUGAGGCUCCUCUGCGCCUUCUUGUUCCUGCUCCUGGUACCGGUGGAUGUAGCCGAUGCCCAGCCGGUGAAGACGUUUCCAGAGGCUACGGAAGACAGCGAGCGCAUGGACCGGCUGGGAACCGUGCUGAAGCGGCACGUGGCGAGGUUGAGGAACACCACCAGGGCGGAACUCGUGUUCCUGGUGGACAGUUCGGCGUCCGUGGGCGCCGGGAACUUCCUGAACGAGCUUCGGUUCGUGAGGAAAUUGCUGGCGGACUUCACGGUGUCGCUGGAUGCGACCCGGGUGGCCCUGGUGACCUUUAGCUCCAAGAAGAGGGUGCUCCGAGAGGUGGACCACAUAACCAGGCCGACGGACACCUACCACAAGUGUCUCCUGCUGAACCAGCAGCUGGCGCAUGUCAAGUACGCCGGUGGGGGAACCUUCACGCUCGGUGCUGUGCUCGAAGCGCAGGACAUCCUAAAGUCGGCACGCGAAGACGCGGUCAAGGUGGUGUUCCUGGUGACUGACGGCUACUCGAACGGCGGGGACCCCCGGCCUGCGGCGCAGGAACUCCGCGACGCCGGCGCCCUCGUGUACACGUUCGGCGUGAGGAACGGCAACGUGCGCGAACUCCGAGACAUGGCGUCGCUGCCGGCCGACGAGCAUUGCUACAUCCUCAACAGCUUCGAGGAGUUCGAGGCCCUCGCCAGGAGGGCGCUACAUGAAGACAUGCACGUUGGCCCGCACCAGAACCUCAAUUCUUCGGAUUGCGACGGACUCUGCAAGGAAGGGUCUGAAUGCUGCCACUUGGGGGCCCAGUGCACCUGCGGCAUCUACUCUGGCCAGUACUCGUGCCUCUGCCCCAAGGGGCACUACGGUUCGGGCAUGCGUGGAGAGUGCCACCCAUGUCCCCAGGGAACUUAUCAGCCCAGUGUCUCCAGUGGGGACAAGGGAAUCUGCCUGCCGUGUCCCCACGCACACCAGAACUCUCCACCAGGAAGCACAAGCGUGAUGCAGUGCCACUGCAGACGGGGGUACAGUGCCGAAGGUCACAGCUGCAGGGUUGUUCACUGCCAGAAGCUCCGCCCACCCACCAAUGGCUACCUGGUGAACUCGGACUGUGGAGUCGUGUUCAACGCCGCCUGUGGUUUCCGCUGCAACCCUGGCUACCGCCUCAUCGGCAACAGCAUUCGCGUCUGCCAGCAGAGUGGGAGUUGGUCAGGCAGCGACCCUGUCUGCGAAAAAAAGAAGUGCCAGACCCUUGGAACACCCUUUCACGGCUCCAUAAAAUGUUCCACGGAGGCGUUUGACUUUGAGACCGUCUGCGAAUUCGAGUGCCAGAGGGGAUACGUCCUGAUUGGCUCCCGCAAGCGCAGCUGCCUCUCCAUCGCCCUGUGGGAUGGACUUCCGACUCUGUGCAGGCCCGUGAGCUGUCCCCCCCUCCUGGCACCAGCAAAUGGGAUCUUUAGCCCCGCUCACUGCAGUGAAACAAAGUCGGCAUUUGGAGAGACUUGCCACCUCCGGUGCAAUGAUGGAUUUGCAUCCCCUCACCAAGCUUCAAGGGAAUGUGUGCAUCCUGGGCUGUGGAGUGGCAAUGACACUGCAAUAAUGUGCAUGGAUCUGGAGCCUCCGACCAUAAGGAAUUGUCCAGAGGACAUGGAGGUGGACUCCGAACCUGGGUACGCGGAAGCACUUGUGGACUGGGAACUGCUCGAGGCCUCAGACAACAGUGGGGAGUCCCUGAUGCUCAGCGUGGUGCCUGCUGUCAUGCCGCCCCAGCUGUUCCCCAUCGGAACAAGCGACAUAACGUACUGGGCUCAGGAUGCGGCAGGAAACAAGGCGUUUUGCAACUUCUCCGUCGUGGUCAGAGACAGGGAGCCACCAAUGGUCGACAGCUGCACUUCGCCUCCGGACGCCUUUUCCAAUGGAAGCCCUUUGGCGGUCGUGACCUGGGACGAACCAAUUUUCUCGGACAACUCUGGAAUCGACCCAGUUGUGUGGCAGUCCCACAAGCAGGGGACCACCUUUCCUGUCGGUGAAACACUCGUCACAUACGUGGCCAGCGAUGCCUCUGGAAACAAUGCCAGCUGCAUCCUGAGAGUUGUCGUGAGAGACCACAGAUGCAUCAUACCCGUUGCACCUGCAAACGGAGACGUGGACUGUCGUAAAACGAGUUCGGGAAUUGCCUGUCGCAUCACGUGCCUGCAGGGUUACGGCCUACAGCCCCAUGUUCCCUCGGAAUUCUCGUGUGCCUUUGAUGGCAGCUGGAGACCGCACAGCAUCCAUUCGUUUCCGGAUUGCUCUGAGUCUGCCCCUCCGUCGUCGGCUACCGUGAAGGCCCGGCUUUUCUACUCGGCGCUUGGGAUUUCCUGCGGCGACCGGCUCACGCAGAAAGAGCUCCGGGAGCACCUGCUGCGGCGGCUCUCGAUGCAGGCAGCUAGGUGUCCCGACGGAGUGGACUGUUCUGUCGGUGACUUGCACAUCGAGUGUCCGACGGCGCAGGCCGAGCCGAACGACGCCAAAAGCUCCGAGCUGCACCGAAAGCGACGCUCAAAGGGAGCGGACGACAUCGAGGUCUCCUUUGACAUUACAGGUUCCACUAGUGUGAGACCAGUGCAAGAGAACGAGCUCCUGCUUUCCAUGAAGAAUUUCUUUGCCAAGCUCCGAGAUGCCAUUGUCAAAAAGGAACUCGAUCUAAUGGUACAACAAGAAAACGUCACUGCAAAGUCGCUCGAGGUCUUCGAAGAAGUCUACAAGCUUUCCUGCAAGGUUGGAAGCGUACCAACAGGGACAGAAUGCAUCAAGUGUCCAAGGGGAACAUUCUACAACAUUUCCAAAACAUCAAAAAAUGAAGACCCGAAAUGCCUUCCCUGUCCACGGGGCACUUAUCAAUCCGAACAAGGCAGUGAAGCAUGCGUCGCAUGCCCCGAUCACAGAUCAACUGUGACUGUACAAUCCAAGAAUGUUUCCGAGUGCAAAGCUCUUUGCCCACCCGGAUCACACUCGGUGACGGGGUUGGAGCCUUGCGAGACCUGCCGCAAGGCGUACUUCCAGCCGGGCUACGGCACGACAGGUUGUAUCGCCUGUCCCAACAACACCAGAGCAAGGAGACGGGGUUCAGUGAACGAAAGCGAUUGCAGAGCGCUGUGUCCGCCUGGUUUUGUGUCUAAAUCUGGAGUGGUGCCCUGUCACAAGUGCCCGAGGGGGUUCUACCAACUCAAAAUGGGUCAAAAGGCCUGCCACAGGUGUCCACUACAGCACGAGAUCUCUCCAUCCGUUCCUCUGAGUGUUCUUAACUGCAGCGCUGACACCAGUGCAAAUGUCAGCGAGGCCUUGAGUGAAACUCUGGAAAUCAGCCCUUGCUUCUCUGAGCCCUGUUUCAAUGGUGGAAGAUGCCAACUCCUAGCUUCCGGUUUUAUCUGCAUCUGCCCUCCAGAUUACACAGGCCCCUUCUGCAGGCACAGGGUCGACCACUGCCGCCAUCGCCCCUGCCUUUUUGGGGCCGACUGCACGAGCUUUCUGGGAGGCUACAGCUGCGCCUGUCCCAACGGAACCAGGGGGAAGGACUGCCAGGAGGACAUAAACGAGUGCGACCUGGCGCCGUGCCACCACAACGGCACGUGCUACAACACAUUCGGCAGCUUCAAGUGCAGCUGCAAAGACGGCUUCGAGGGAACGCAAUGUGAGGUGGACCUUGAUGAGUGUCUCAGCACUCCGUGCAUGAAUGGAGGCACGUGUACAGACUUGCCAGGAAGCCUCAAUUGUACAUGUCCGCCGUCUUUUGAGGGCCGCUGGUGCGAGACCGAAGUGAACAUGUGCCAGCAGAUGCCCUGCUUGAACGGUGCACUCUGCGUGAGCCAUGGAUCGCAGUUCCGGUGUCUUUGCCAACCUGGGUACCGAGGCAAGUUGUGCGAAGAAGACAUUGACGAGUGCGCGUCCCUGUCCUGCGGCAACGGAUCGACUUGCACUAAUUUGCCGGGCAGUUUUCGCUGUGUCUGUCUACCGGGUUUUACGGGUCGUCUUUGCGAAACAGAGGCAAACCCAGAUUUCAAGGUGUACUUUUCGGGAACCAGCACCCUCGACACUGCGGUCAUUCUGGGUCUGAGGCAAAGGUUGACUGAGCUAACUGCCUGCAUGUGGCUCAAGACCACCGACCAGUUCAACUAUGGAACGCCGCUCUCUUAUGCCACCGACGAUGUUGACAACACGCUCAUGUUCACGGACUACAGCGGGUUCGUGCUGUACGUGAACGGCAGAAGAGUGGUGACCGACGUCACGGCCAACGAUGGCUACUGGCACCACGUCUGCUUCACCUGGUCUUCGGCAGGAGGCAACUGGGGCGUUCUUAAAGACGGGAGACUCGCCGAGCAAGGCAUGGGACUGGCGGACGGCUUUGAAAUCCCAGCCGACGGGACACUUGUGCUUGGCCAGGAACAAGAUGUCCGCGGCGGAGACUUUUCCGUGUCCGAGUCUUUCUCCGGAGAGCUGACCCAAGUCAACAUUUGGAGCAAGGUCCUCAACGCCAGCGAGAUAACGUCUCUCCUAAAUCGCUGCAGCUUCUAUCACGGAGACGUUGUGGCUUGGACGGACUUCUUGGAAAACCUUCGUGGGAAUGUCUUACGAAACGCCUCGGCUUUCUGCCGUGGUUGCCCGACACCGCCUGCUCCAACGUACGGCGAAGUCAGUUUCAGGAGCACCAUCGUGGGUGCAGUGGCCACUUACACGUGCGACCGAGGAUUUGUGUUGCAGAGGGCCGACGCACGGGAAUGUCGGGCAUCUGGCGAAUGGUCACAUCCCAUCCCGAUUUGCGUUGGUGUUUUUUGCGGGAUACCGCCGGACCCAGUCAACGGAAAUAUCAGAGGUUCGCUGUUUCACUACAACGGCAGGGUAACGUAUGUGUGCAACGAGGGUUUCCACCUCGUCGGACCCACGCAGAGAAUUUGUCAGGAAAAUGGCCGGUGGACGAGCCAUGAUCCACAAUGCGAAGAAACGCUCUGCGAACUCCUCCCAAACGUCACAAACGGACGGAUUGUGCCCGCCAGCAGUCCCCUCAGACCGGGAGCCAAACUGAACAUCGUCUGCAACUCCGGCCACAAGUUCGCUCCGGAAGUGACAUGCACGGACGACGGAACGUGGAGCGUGCCAGAGGUCGUCUGCCAACCGGCCAACUGCUCCGAGCCACCCACCGUUCCUCACGGCGACGUGACCGUGGUGAAGAACCCCGACGUGCGGCGAGCGAACGUCCGCUACUCCUGCAACCAGGGGUUCGAGCUCGUGGGGGAAGAAGUCGUACCGUGUUCCGAGAGUGACGUUUGGGCCGGCGCUGUUCCGACGUGCAGACGAGUGUCGUGCCAAGCUCCGCCCCGCUUUGCAAACGGGGUGUGUGAAGCGCAACGACGAGCGUACGUCUUCGGAAACACCGCGAGGUGCCGCUGUGACCUAGGCUACACGCUGCUUGGGGAGCCCACGGUAACGUGCUUGUCCGACGGCAGCUGGUCCACACCGCAGGUCCACUGCAUUCCGGUGCACUGCCCCAAACUGCCAAACCCGGUGCACGGCCAAGUAGCAGCCGCUAACCACAGCUACCAAGCAGUUGCCGACUACAGCUGCUACCACGGUUACACGCUCCUGGGUGCAAGCUUGAGGAACUGCAGGUAUGAUGGAGUCUGGAGCGGGAAGGAGCCAUCCUGCGUCCCCGACAAGUGUCCACCUCCGCUCCCAGUCAUUAACGGACGAAUCACCGGCGCCAACUGGACCGUCGGAGGUCACGUGGACAUCACCUGUUCACCAGGCUACGAGCUGCACGGACCCUCAAGACGAUUCUGCGGGGAGGGCGCUUUAUGGAUGCCGCUUGAUCCGCUGCUCUGCGUUCCGAGGAAGUGUCCGAAGCCGACGGAAGUGGCCCGUGCAGUGGCAUCCGUAUCCGUGGGCUACGUAGGGAGCGUGCUCAAGUAUGCCUGUGAGGAAGGAUACAUUCUGACAGGAGCCAAGACCCAGACGUGUACCAGGGAGGGUCGGUGGAGCCCAGGGGAUCCGAGAUGCGUCCCAGUGGACUGCGGAUCACCACCGGCGUUGGAAGAUGGUGAAGCGGUCGUAGAAAAUGGCACGUCAUACCUGGGCAUCGUGAACUACCGCUGUCGCACGGGGUUCACCCUCGUGGGCACCGGGACGAGAACCUGCUCUGCUAAUGGAACGUGGACUGCUGACCCCCUCCAGUGCAACCUUGUCUCUUGUUCCAAGCCGGAGCCGGUUGCCCACGCAGAAAUUCUCUACGGCAGCACUUGGUACGGCUCCAGUGUCCAAUACAAGUGCGACCACUGGUUCAAGCUGCACGGACCAGAGCAGCGGGCCUGCACUGCCAACGGCACGUGGUCCGACGUUGCUCCGACCUGUGUCCCAACACCUUGCUCCAUGUCUGAGACGCUCGAGCACGGAACAAUCCACUCUUCGCCGCCCGUCGCCCUCUUCACGUGCAAUCGCGGACAUCGCCUCCUCGGACCGAAGGUCCUCCGUUGCUACGGCAAUGGAACGUGGAGUGGACACGCUCCAACCUGCGUGCCGAUGAACUGCAGCCUGACCGGCGGGCCCGCCAACGGGAGGUUGGUUCAGGACGACGCGACCGGCAUCACGGCACGGAUUGUCUGCGAUUCGCGGCAUCGGAUCGAGGGGGACGAGAGGUGGACCUGCCGGCUUGACGGAACGUGGCUAGGAGGGACGAAGUGCAUCUUGUCCGAGUGUGGGCCUCCAGAUCCACCCUUGAACGGCGUCGUGUCUGGCACGGAUUUCAAUGUAACAAGCAUCGUUCACUACCACUGCAACACGGGUCACAGGCUCCAGGGCAACCCGCACCGCACCUGCCUCCCCACCGGAACGUGGGGUGGCCUCGUCCCCACCUGCGAACCCUUCGCCAUCUGCAACGCAACCAACACCGGCGCAUGCCCGGCCGAAGAAUGCAUUCCGCCGAGCCUCGCCAACGGAAGAGUAACCCACGACACGCUCGCAGUCGGGGGCACCGCGAGGUACUCCUGCAACCCUGGCUUCCGAUUGGUCGGUGCCCCGACCCGUCUCUGCGGGAGAGGUGCAACGUGGGAAGGCAGAGCACCCUCGUGCCGCCCUAAGAGGUGCCCUCCCCUGCAAGCGUCGCCUGAGCACUCCCACGUAGACUACACUGGUUUUACCCUUGGACACAACGCGAGUUACUCCUGCGACGAAGGCUACUCCGGGAAGGGAGUAGCCACGCGGAUGUGUCGGGCGGAUGGAACGUGGGAAGAGAACGGAGGGUUCGAGUGCGCUCCGGCGAUCUGCCGACUGCCGACGGGCGUGGAUAAUGGGAGCGCGGAUCCGGAAGGGUUGUGGUUGGGAGCGGUGACCCGUUACGCCUGCGACGACGGGUUCCAAUUACGAGGAAAUGACACGAGGACUUGCGGCUUGGAUGGGAGUUGGAGUGGGAAUGAAGCCGUCUGCGACGUCAUCUCAGGUAGGCAAGGUUUUAAAAUGAAUUGGAGUAGACACCUGACCAAGUGCGCGUCGGCAAGCGAGGCACUAAAUCGUCGCGUCAGCUACGUGUAAGUGCAUCGCAGUGUAGAUGCCGAGCUCGUGUUCACUAGUAAUGCUGCGAGCUUAUUUCAUAAUGCACCUUGGUCUUGUCCCACUCGACAGGGGUGGCUUAACCUUGAGAAAAAGUUAAUUGAGGAGAGUGAAUAUGUGGUAUACUUUACUGCAAGGCAAG
Messenger RNA from Ixodes scapularis (black-legged tick), 7980 nucleotides. Its product is annotated as sushi, von Willebrand factor type A, EGF and pentraxin domain-containing protein 1. Bases 261 to 7820 code for a protein of 2519 amino acids. The record is from RefSeq and is a predicted model, not a curated record. NCBI's taxonomy places the organism in Eukaryota, Metazoa, Arthropoda, Arachnida, Ixodida, Ixodidae. Gene Ontology annotation, molecular function: calcium ion binding. The transcript has 32 exons.